AAAUAGCCAACCCUGAGUUAAAUCUCAAGUCCUGAGAUAAGGACUGACUACUGCUGGGAUUCUCAAAAGAAGAGAUGCAAGCCGUCAAUGAGCUCACCCAGAGCAGGGUCCUGGUCACUAAAGAAUCAAGGGCAAGGGCAAACCGAACACUCCUCCACUUUGGCUUGGCUCCAAGCUUCUCCUCGUCAUGACCAUGAGGGUUUUGGUGGCUGCCUUCUCCUUCCUCCUCUUUCUCUCUGGCUUCUGCUUGGUGAUGUCAGUUGAGCAAGCCGACUCAAUUGACUUCACCUUCUGCUGCAGCAACUUCAUCAACCAUCGGAUCCCACAAUCUCUCAUCAUCGGUUUUGUUAGGACUAGCUCCCAGUGCCCCAAGCCUGGAGUUUUGUUUGAAACCAAACAAGGAGUGAAAAUCUGUGCCAAUCCAGCUGUCCACUGGGUCCAGAGGUAUAUGAAAAGCCUGGGGGUACAGGGUGGCAGGUGACAGAGGACAAGGAAAGUCAGCUGGAGCCCUCCUGUGUCCUUUGGCUAGUGCUGACUUGGUCCUGGCCCCCAGGGCUGUAGGCAGCCUCAAACCUGUUAUUUCCACCCCAGAGGGAUGGAUGGAAAUGGGUCAAGCUGCUGCCACAAUUAGGGGGAGAAUAAAAGCCUUUGAAAGCAAAA
Trichosurus vulpecula (common brushtail) is the source of this 660-nucleotide messenger RNA. Its product is annotated as C-C motif chemokine 3-like. Gene Ontology annotation, cellular component: extracellular region. The transcript is spliced from 4 exons. The coding region runs from base 188 to 481 and encodes 97 amino acids. The record is from RefSeq and is a predicted model, not a curated record. Gene Ontology annotation, molecular function: chemokine activity; CCR chemokine receptor binding. Gene Ontology annotation, biological process: positive regulation of ERK1 and ERK2 cascade; G protein-coupled receptor signaling pathway; monocyte chemotaxis. NCBI's taxonomy places the organism in Eukaryota, Metazoa, Chordata, Mammalia, Diprotodontia, Phalangeridae.